This is a messenger RNA of Erinaceus europaeus (western European hedgehog), 1224 nucleotides long. RefSeq names its product olfactory receptor 8K3-like. Gene Ontology annotation, biological process: sensory perception of smell; G protein-coupled receptor signaling pathway. The transcript is spliced from 2 exons. Gene Ontology annotation, cellular component: membrane. Gene Ontology annotation, molecular function: odorant binding; G protein-coupled receptor activity; olfactory receptor activity. Lineage: Eukaryota; Metazoa; Chordata; Mammalia; Eulipotyphla; Erinaceidae. Bases 1 to 1068 code for a protein of 355 amino acids. The record is from RefSeq and is a predicted model, not a curated record.
AUGGCCUGGAUGGGAACACACAAUGUGACUGAACUGAAAGAAUUUAUCCUCCUGGGAAUCACAGACCGCCCUGAGCUGCAGACUCCCUUCUUUGUGCUGUUCCUCAUCAUCUACAUGAUCUCACUGUUGGGAAACUUGGGUCUGAUCAUCCUCACCAACAUAGACUCCAAGUUGCAGACACCCAUGUAUUUCUUCCUCAGACACCUGGCUUUUAUUGAUCUUGGUUAUUCCACAGCGGUGGGGCCCAAAGCACUGGUGAAUUUUAUAGCUGAUCAGAAUAGAAUCCCCUAUAACUGGUGUGCUACACAGCUCACUCUCUUUAUCUUUUUCAUCAUUAGCGAGCUGUUCAUUUUGUCAGCGAUGGCUUUUGACCGCUAUGUGGCCAUCUGCAACCCUCUGCUCUACCCAGUUAUCAUGUCCCACCGAGUGUGCUGGCUGCUGGUAUCCAUUCCUUAUCUCUACAGUGCCAUUAUAUCUCUGAUAACCACUGUAAAGAUUUUUACUUCCUCUUUCUGUGGCAAUAAUGUCAUUAUCCAUUUCUACUGUGACAGUCUUCCCUUGUUAACCUUGGUGUGUUCAACGACACGGGGCACUGAGCUAUUCAUACUCAUGGAUUCGGUGUUUAAUUUGGUUUCCUCUCUUCUGAUCGUCCUUGUAUCCUAUGUUCUGAUUCUUAUCGCUGUCCUCAGGAUGAACUCAGCAGAGGGCAGGCGCAAAGCUUUCUCCACCUGCGGAUCACACCUGACGGCUGUCGUUAUAUUAUAUGGGACUCUAUUCUUCAUGUAUGUGCAGCCCAGCUCCAGCCACUCCUUUGAUGAUGAUAAAAUGGCAUCUGUAUUUUACACACUGAUAAUACCCAUGCUGAAUCCCCUAAUCUACAGUUUGAGAAAUAAAGAAGUCAAAGGAGCCCUGCAAAGGAUUUUCUUUUUUUUUUUUUUUCCUUUCUGCCUCCAGGGUUAUCACUUGGGCCUGGGCUCAGUGCCUUCAUUAGGAAUUCACUGCUCCUGGAGGCCUUUUUUUCCACCUUUCUUUGUUGUUGUUGUUAUUAUUGUUGUUGUUGUUGGAUAGGACAGAGAGAAAUGGAGAGAGGAGGAAAAGACAGGGAGAGAGAAAGAUAGACACCUGCAGACCGGCUUCACCACUUGUGAAUUGACUCCCUUGCAGGUGGGGACCUGGAGGCUUGAACCAGGAUCCUUAUGCCGGUCCUUGUGCUUCCUGCUACCU